AUACUAACCGCCCAUUAAGCGUCGAUAUGAUUCACCAUUGUGCUUAGUUUUAGAAAAAUCUAAUUGUUUUUGGUGUCAUACACCACUUGUGUUAAUUCUUCUUGUUUUCAAUAAUAAAUUAUUUUUUGUUUUAUAUAAAACGCCAGCGAGUUGACGCAUGCGCAGUAUAAUUAACUCGCGCAGAGGCGAAAGCUAACAUAGCGCGUUUAGCCUUAGAGCUAAAUUGGUAGAAGCUCUCGCGACCUUUUUUUAUUAAUUAUUUUUUCUCUCCACACACAAACAACUGAAAUUGACCUCAACGAUGAAUACAUCAAGUUUCAAAUCAAGCGGUAAUGCAGAAGGACCCGAUAAAGUUGACAUGUCUCUCGAUGACAUUAUCCGGUUAAAUAAGAAGCAGAAGCAGAUCCAGGGUCAGAAGGUGACGCUGAGGAAGCAGAGGCUCGGUGUGAGAGGACGAUUAGCGCCGGGGAGACGAGCAGGAGCGCCACUGCACCGAGGAGGCGGAGUGAAUAAGCUGUUCCGGCGGCGUGGACAGGGCGUGAUCACCGGCCUCGCAGCAAGGAAAGCGGCCUUGCUUAAAGGCGUCAGUCCGUUAAACCGACCCGUGCUGAACCGGGCUAACCUGAACAAACACGGCAUUAACCGAGUUUCAGUGAACCGCACUGCUCUCUUUCAGAGAACUAGGCCAUUUGUUUUGCCGCACAGACACGCGCUCGCACACGUGCAGAGGCGGCCGUAUAUGCUGGCGGACACCCAGAAAGCUCCGGGGCGCGUCUCUAACGGACCCUUCAGAUUGCGCAGGAAAUGGAAUGCUCCUCCGGUGAACGAGUCACAGAGGGAGGCCCGCCAGGCUACGUUCCUCUCCAGAAGAGGCCUGAAGGUUCGUGCUCAUGUGCAGAAGACGGCGCCGAUCCAAGCAGCUCAGAGAACACAGAGAACCCGACCGUGGCGCAGUCCUCAGAACAACAGCGGCAUUCUCACUGUGUCCAUAGAUAACCCCGGAGCCAGAACUCAGCCCGAACCCGCCCACUCCUGGUCGCUCCACCCACCCACGGUGCCUCCACCCCCUCAGAACACAGCACCAGAGCCUGAGAGGAAAAAACCCAAAGGGGUGCAGCUGCAGUUUGACAUCAACAGCGUGGGAAAACAGACGGCCAUGACGCUUAACGAGCGCUUCCGCAUCCUGAAAAUGAAGCGCAUGGCGGCGGCACAGCAGAACGCCAGAGGUGGCCGCUUCGUCACCGUGGGCUAGCACCCGGCUCGGAGAGCCAAUCACAAAAGCUUGCUGAGGUCACAUGACUCCCGUGGCACCUUUUGCAGCACGGACGGCUGCUCCAACGCUGUUUGAACAGACUUUCCUUCUCUGAAUUGACAAUUGUUUUUGCCCCCCCCCCCCAGGUCGGAAUACGGAUUUGACGGGAAUUCUUUCCAUAAUUUGCGUUCUGCGUUUGCCAUUUUCAGUGACCGUUCCUUUUUCCCCCCCAAAGCCGGAGUCCCUUUGUUUUUCUUAUUCAUGUCUUUUUACGUUAAGCAACUUUUUAAAAAAAAAAAAAGUUUUAUGACCUGCCAGGAAUUAGUUCAUAUUGAGUUUUUUGUUGUUGUUGUUGAA
This is a messenger RNA of Ictalurus furcatus (blue catfish), 1609 nucleotides long. Its product is annotated as UAP56-interacting factor-like. Gene Ontology annotation, biological process: mRNA export from nucleus. The transcript has 9 exons. Lineage: Eukaryota; Metazoa; Chordata; Actinopteri; Siluriformes; Ictaluridae. The record is from RefSeq and is a predicted model, not a curated record. Bases 302 to 1252 code for a protein of 316 amino acids. Gene Ontology annotation, molecular function: mRNA binding.